This is a messenger RNA of Dunckerocampus dactyliophorus (ringed pipefish), 1959 nucleotides long. It is a transcript of the gene slc35b1, whose product is annotated as solute carrier family 35 member B1. The record is from RefSeq and is a predicted model, not a curated record. Gene Ontology annotation, molecular function: UDP-glucose transmembrane transporter activity; UDP-galactose transmembrane transporter activity. The transcript has 8 exons. Gene Ontology annotation, cellular component: Golgi membrane; endoplasmic reticulum membrane. NCBI's taxonomy places the organism in Eukaryota, Metazoa, Chordata, Actinopteri, Syngnathiformes, Syngnathidae. The coding region runs from base 374 to 1519 and encodes 381 amino acids. Gene Ontology annotation, biological process: UDP-galactose transmembrane transport.
GGUCCUUUCACUAAGCAAUUUUUCUGACGCGACUAAAUAAAACCUGCAAUUACUACACGAAAACAACCAAAUACGUACUACUGCACUUUCCUUGGGACUAUCGAGGAAUGCUGCAUAUGCAACACAAUUAGACUCCGGAGAUACAAACUAAAUGUCCAAUAAACAAUUAUGAUACCUGCUGGAGAAACUGUUCUUAUUUUAAAGUACCGCUCGCAAGCAAGCUGAAGGGAUUUCCUUCCCUCCUGGGUGGACAUUAAGGUUAAGCACCCUCUCCGGGUUCAAGACAUCGGCGAUAGUGGAGCGGGACGUCGGUGUCAGAGGCACCGGGAGCGCGGCGGUGUCGGUUUCCAUACCCGAACUGGUGGUAGACAGCAUGGCUGCGGGGAAAGGAGCUCCCAAAGGCGCGUCGCUGUGGGACAACAUACGGCUGCGGUUCAUCGUGUGUUUCCUCGGCGUCUUUGUUUGUUAUUUUUAUUACGGGAUUCUACAAGAAACCAUCACUCGAGGGGAGUAUGGCCAGGGAGACAAGAGGGAGAAGUUUAGAUUCGCCCGGACGUUGGUGUUCAUCCAGUGCAUCAUCAACGCGCUCUUUGCGAGGAUCUUGAUCCAGUUUUUUGAGGGGUCCAAGCCAGAUGCCACCAGGAGUUGGCUGUACGCCCUGUGCUCCCUCUCCUACCUGGGAGCCAUGGUGUCCAGUAACUCCGCCCUCCAGUAUGUCAACUACCCCACACAGGUGCUGGGGAAAUCGUGCAAGCCCAUUCCAGUGAUGAUCCUAGGCGUGACCAUCCUGAGGAAGCGGUACCCGAUGGCCAAGUACUUGUGUGUGCUGCUGAUUGUGAGCGGCGUGGCACUCUUCCUCUACAAGCCCAACAAGAGCUCCGGGGUCGCAGACGACCACCUUUUCGGCUUCGGGGAAAUUCUUUUGCUGGCCUCUCUGACGCUGGACGGCUUGACAGGCGUGGCCCAGGACCACAUGAGGUCUCACUUUCAAACGAGCGCCAACCAUAUGAUGCUCAACAUCAACUUGUGGUCCACUUUGGUGCUGGGACUGGGUGAUGUAUCUAUCCAUCAAUCUAGCUCUAGCGACUGUAUUUAUGUAGCUAUCUAUCUAAUGACCACUUGGUGGCGCCAUCGCUACACUACUGAUAUUAACCAGCACAUCAGUUGUCUCUUUUUUGGAGUGACUGAAUGUUUUGUGCCUGCAGUCGUGUUGUGGACAGGCGAGGUGUGGGAGUUCCUAAGCUUCACUGAACGCUACCCCAGCAUCUUGUACAACAUCCUUCUCUUCGGGAUGACCAGCGCCUUAGGCCAGACCUUCAUCUUCAUGACGGUGGUGUACUUCGGCCCGCUGACCUGCUCCAUCGUCACGACCACGCGCAAGUUCUUCACCAUCCUGGGCUCCGUCAUUCUUUUUGGGAACGUCAUGAGCGGCAUGCAGUGGUUUGGGACCAUUCUGGUGUUUCUUGGUCUUGGAUUGGAUGCUAAAUUUGGCAAAGGCCCCAAGAAGACGGCACGUUAAAACAUCUGGAGCACACCAGAGACAAACAAUCAAACAAUGCGGAGGGGAACAGCCUAACGCCAGUACCUUAUUUACUGUUGCAGCCCUUUAGGACUGUCGGCUGCAACUUCAAUUACCUCAUUUUUAAUGACAACAAAGAAAGUCCUUGUUCAGUGUCAACCUGUGUUGGGAUCAUGUCUUGAGUGAACAGCAUCAUACUGUACCAACAGAUGUCCAUAUGUUUUCCACAAGCUGGCCAUGAAGGACAUACAAUCCCCCCAAUUAACUUGUGUACUCACCACAGUGUAAACCAUGUUGCUUGCAAAUGUCUUAUCACAUGUAGUGCAUUUCUUGGCAAAUAAUUGUCAUUUAUAAAGUAUCCAGUACAAUGGCUUUACAUUUUUUGGUUAAAUGUUUUUUAAUUUAAUUUCUACACCUUGCAUUAAAGGGACAUUAUCAUC